Trifolium pratense (red clover) is the source of this 1790-nucleotide messenger RNA. Its product is annotated as mitoferrin-like. The record is from RefSeq and is a predicted model, not a curated record. Gene Ontology annotation, biological process: iron import into the mitochondrion. Gene Ontology annotation, cellular component: mitochondrial membrane. Lineage: Eukaryota; Viridiplantae; Streptophyta; Magnoliopsida; Fabales; Fabaceae. Bases 368 to 1339 code for a protein of 323 amino acids. The transcript is spliced from 2 exons. Gene Ontology annotation, molecular function: ferrous iron transmembrane transporter activity.
GUAAGAAAAAUCUCAUUCCCAAAUAUUUGGAACCCUAGCAUGAUGGAUUUAUAACUUCAUCAAAGCAAAGUCUACCACGCAAUCCCAUUAUUCAAUUUCAAUCGAAUUCAUUACCCUUUCUUUAACUCCCAAAAUCCCCAAAUCAAAAUCUUCAAUCUCAUAACCACCUUCGACAAAAAAAAAAAUCCCAAUCCUUCUCCUCGUUUAUGGGACAACAAAACCCUAUCAAUUUCUCAAUCCAAAACACAAAACCCCCAAUUUUACACCUUCUUCAAACCCUAAUCCCCAAUUUCUCAAUCCUUAUUUUUACUAAUCUUAUUAGUUAAUUUUAGUUUUUUUCUCCAAUUUGUUAAUUUUCGCCAAAACCAUGGCAACAGAAGCAAGAGCAAAAUUCCAAAACCCAGAUUUCCGACCCGAUUUCCAAACCCUAACGCCGUCAACUCACGACGGUCUUCACUUCUGGCAGUUCAUGAUUGCCGGAUCCAUCGCCGGUUGCAUAGAGCACAUGGCAAUGUUUCCGGUUGACACCGUUAAAACUCACAUGCAAGCAAUCACAUCCUGUCCAAUUCGAUCCGUUUCAGUUCGUCAAGCUUUGCGUUCAAUUCUUCAAUCGGAAGGUCCGUCGGCGUUAUACCGUGGUAUCGGUGCAAUGGGCCUUGGCGCGGGUCCGGCACACGCCGUUUAUUUUUCAGUUUAUGAGACUUGUAAAAAAAAGUUCUCACAAGGGAACCCUAAUAAUGCUGUUGCUCAUGCUGCUUCUGGUGUUUGUGCCACGAUUUCGAGCGACGCUGUUUUUACGCCGAUGGAUAUGGUGAAACAGAGAUUGCAGUUGAGUAAUAGUGGUUAUAAAGGUGUUUUUGAUUGUGUUAAGAGGGUUAUGAGUGAGGAAGGGUUUGGUGCUUUUUAUGCUAGUUAUAGGACUACUGUUUUGAUGAAUGCGCCUUUUACGGCUGUGCAUUUCGCGACUUAUGAGGCAGCGAAACAGGCAUUGAAUGAGGUUUCACCGGAGAGUGUUGAUGAUGAACGGUUGAUUAUUCAUGCUACGGCUGGUGCUGCGGCGGGUGGUUUGGCUGCUGCUGUUACAACACCACUUGAUGUUGUUAAAACUCAAUUGCAGUGUCAGGGUGUAUGUGGGUGUGAUAGGUUCAAAAGUGGUUCAAUUGGUGAUGUUAUUAAAACAAUAGUGAAAAAGGAUGGUUACAAAGGGCUCAUGCGAGGAUGGGUUCCAAGGAUGCUCUUUCAUGCUCCUGCGGCCGCUAUUUGCUGGUCUACAUAUGAAGCUGGAAAGUCCUUUUUCCAAGAUUACAAUGAGCAGAAAGAUACCGGAACCAUCACCUAAAUAAAACUCAAUUUAGAAUAUUCACCAUUCAUCGGUUCCACUACAGAUUACUCUGUCUGUAACAUUUGUUAAAAGCAUCAAAUAGAUAUGAGCAAGCAAGUCCUGACUUCUGAAAAUUAUAUGCAAAGGACGUCGGAUUAACUUCCGAAAUAAUCAGUUUUGUUUUUCUGGAAUAGCUUUUUGCUUUAGACAGAGAAUUUUGUUAGCUAAUUCUUAUAGACACCUGUGCUACAUGAAUUUUUUGUUCACAAGUUUGGUGACACUGUACUUUGAAUUAUGUGAAGGAUUAUUUGAUGUAUUAUUAUGUAAUUUGGGGAGUCUCAUUUCCCAUCACAGUAAUAUGUUAGCAUUUGUCAAAUUUGGUGAUAGAACACAUCAGAAAAUGCUAGCUUUUGGCGUUUGUUGGGUACUUGUUCAUUAAAAUGUCAUUCUAGUUAUUUUCCUUGGAUUA